AUGCCCACAGUUUUCCUGCUGGACAGGUCUCUGUCCAUGAGACGGAGCGUCUCUCGGGAUCACUCUGAGCUGACGCGACACGACCUGGCUUGCCGCGGGCUGGAGUGGUUCCUGCGCUACAUGAAGACGACCUUCCCACUCGAGUACACGAGUCUCCUCUCGUUCUCCUCGCAGUGCGACGUCAUGGUCCCGUUCACGCGCGAGUAUGAGCGACUCAUCGAAGCUCUGGGCAAGAUAACGGUGCUGGACCGCACGGAACUCCUCAGCGGACUACUGGGACUAGUCGAGGUCAUGGUGUUCGAGUGGGGAGCCUUUGCUCCGUGUCAGGCGGUGCUCGUCACGGACGGCAUGCCGGGGGUGAGACACCAAGACGAGAGCCACAAGCGGAGCCGGCUCAACAUGGUAUUUCCCUGCCAGCUGCAUGUGGUGUGCGUUUCCACUCGCCACGAGCUUUCCCUCCCUGCCUCCAACGGGCAGACCCGGUUGCAGCAACUCUGCCAGACAUCGGGGAUACCGGAAACAAACGUCUUCCUCCCUCCGGCCCCACUCUCCAUCGAAUCCGUCCUCUCCACCUUUCGUCAGCUCGCCAAGACGCACUUCCAACCAUUUCACGGGACGCUGAAAUGCGGGCAGCUGCGUUCCAGAAUCAGCCUAGUUCCUUCCCCCUCCAUGCACAAGGCGACAUUUUCUAUCCAGGUCGCACCCGACCAGCAGUUUCCGAGGCUAGAAGAGGGGCUGCGUGGACAGAAGUACCCGAAUGAAAUCAGUGUCUGCGGGUUCCUGGAUAUUUCCAGCCUCUCCACUCCUCCGUUUUACGCCCGACACUUUGUUCUGGAUCCAAACGAGCCACAGAGCGGCAGCAGCAGUGGAAGUGAUAGAAGCGAGACGGUCACCACUCCGUCGAUUCUCUCUCCCAAGACUCCUACCCCCUCUGGCGGGCCGGGGGGAGGAGGAGGAGGAGGGGGGGACGGCUCUGAGAAGAAGACGGAGGACUCGCAGAAGCCGUCGUUUCGAGUACUUCUGCACGGGAGCCUAAAGUGCGAGUCUAAGAAUGCACUCGUCAAACUAGGGGACGACUGGUACGGGCUACUGUUUUCCCAAACUUCCUCCUCCAAAAAGGCAAACCUGGUCCUUGGAGUAUUUUAUCCCAGAGCGUCUCUCUCGUGGCUCGGACAGUUCCAGUAUCUAGGCAACCGUCCGGAGAAUGCGGUGGACCCGCGACUGCAGUCGGAGGAGAAAGCUCCGAUGUUCCCCCUCCCUCCUCCACGACCACACAGCUUCCAGUCACCCAACAACUUCUUCUGGGCUGAAGAGGGUGUCCUUCAGAGUGACAUCACCAAGGUGAUACGUUACAGUCGAAAACUCCCAGAGAAAGAAUCAUCUCUUGUCAAGGAGUUGAACAAGCUGCGACUAGUGGCACUGACAUACAGCAUGCCAGAGCUGACAGAGGUGUUGGCUCUGGUCCUGGGCCAGGAGGAGGCUGGGUCCUCAACUCCGCAGAUCAAGACACUCCUCCACCAGUGUUCCCACUUCCUCUCCACAAACAAGAACCCCCAGGACAGACUUGUGGUCACCUAUAAAUAGUCGCUCGCCUCUCCUCUCUCUCUCUCUCCGUCUACCCGCUCUCUCUUGGUGUUUGUUCCUUCUUCUGUUGUUUCUGUCGUUUUUUCCUGCUCUCUCUUCCCCCAAAAUAAGGGUGCCAACAAUUUCACAUUUUUUGUUGGCACAUGAGUGGAAAAAGAGACAAGCCAACUAUCCUUAAUACUCUGACUUCAGUUGGAGCAUGGAAUGGUGACAUCUUCUAUCUCGCUGCACCUAUCCCUAUCUCGCCCAAAUUUCACUGUCCCCCUAUAUAAAGGUGUCAACGAUUUAGCAUUUUUUGUAGGUACAUGAGUGGAAAAAGGGACAAGCCAACUAUUCUUAAUACUUUGACUUCAGUUGGAGCAUGGAAUGGUGACAUCUUCUAUCUCGCUGCACCUAUCCCUAUCUCGCCCAAAUUUCACUGUCCCCCUAUAUAAAGGUGUCAACGAUUUAGCAUUUUUUGUAGGCACAUGAGUGGAAAAAGAGACAAGCCAACUAUCCUUAAUACUCUGACUUCAGUUGGAGUAUGGAAUGGUGACAUCUUCUAUCUCGCUGCACCUAUCCCUAUCUCGCCCAAAUUUCACUGUCCCCCUAUAUAAAGGUGUCAACGAUUUAGCAUUUUGUGUAGGCACAUGAGUGGAAAAAGAGACAAGCCAACUAUCCUUAAUACUCUGACUUCAGUUGGAGCAUGGAAUGGUGACAUCUUCUAUCUCGCUGCACCUAUCCCUAUCUCGCCCAAAUUUCACUGUCCCCCUAUAUAAAGGUGUCAACGAUUUAGCAUUUUUUGUAGGCACAUGAGUGGAAAAAGAGACAAGCCAACUAUCCUUAAUACUCUGACUUCAGUUGGAGCAUGGAAUGGUGACAUCUUCUAUCUCGCUGCACCUAUCCCUAUCUCGCCCAAAUUUCACUGUCCCCCUAUAUAAAGGUGUCUUUUGUACUUUUUUCAAGCAUAUUAAAGGAAGCACAGCUGAAUCGACCAUCUA
Molecule: messenger RNA, 2564 nt
Organism: Geodia barretti
Lineage: Eukaryota; Metazoa; Porifera; Demospongiae; Tetractinellida; Geodiidae
Source: the annotation of a GenBank genome assembly